Messenger RNA from Galendromus occidentalis (western predatory mite), 2544 nucleotides. It is a transcript of the gene fmt, whose product is annotated as phosphatase 6 regulatory subunit 1-like protein fmt. The transcript is spliced from 3 exons. Gene Ontology annotation, molecular function: protein phosphatase regulator activity; protein phosphatase binding. Gene Ontology annotation, cellular component: cytosol; nucleus. The record is from RefSeq and is a predicted model, not a curated record. The coding region runs from base 157 to 2433 and encodes 758 amino acids. NCBI's taxonomy places the organism in Eukaryota, Metazoa, Arthropoda, Arachnida, Mesostigmata, Phytoseiidae.
GAUCACUACUGCAUACUGGUGUUGGUGGACGACGAGUGCUGCUGUCGUCGAAGCCGAGGAAAUAGUGGUGUGUUCGCUGUUGUAUCGAGUAACAUUCGAGCGCGUUUUCAUUUUAUGGGACUCGAAUAGCGUCGUCGACGAAUCUAAGGCCUCAAGAUGGCCUUUUGGCAGUACACCGUAUCGAAUAUGAACAGCCUACUCGAGAAACAAGAUGUGACACCGCAGGAGAUACUCUCGGAGAGCGACUUACUUCAGGAGCUCCGCAACAACUCACCAAAGCUCAUCGCGUACCUCCUGGAGCCUCGAAUACUAGAACAACUGGUCGACAUGAUCAUCCACGAUCCCGAUCCUCAGAUGGAUUAUAAAAUCCAGUACAAGCUACCGAACACAGCGUGCGAGGUACUGACAUUUGACAUACCCGCCAUCAAAGACGCACUUAUCAAUUCACCCCAACUGCUCACGAAGGUCUGCAACGUAUUUAGACAAGAAGAUGCCCUCAACGACCUUACCGCCUCAUUUGUGUGUAAACUCCUCAUCGCUCUAGCUACGAAACGUACGGAUAAAUUUCUCGAUUUCAUUCAGUCAUACGAUCCUGAUCGCUACCAGAAUAGAAUGGUUGAGGGCGAUGCUGAAAAAGCCGACGACGAGAAGCCUGUGGCAGAAGCACAAGAGCCACAGCAGCAAGAAUCCGAGAGUAGUUCGGCGUUUAUCGACCUGCUGCUGAACCACAUCAACAAUUCAGCAAUCAAAGACCUCAUCAACAAAAUGAUCGAAUGCAGCGAAAACCUCCUCUUGCGGCCCCGGAUCGUCGAAUGGUUGGCAAGUGCGAAUCUCGUUCCGAAACUUGUGGCGAUGCUCAGCGCGGACAAUUCCGAGCAGGUCAUCACGAACUCGGCGAAAUGUCUCUGCAAAAUCGUCAAGGUGGGUCGGGAGCAGCAGAUGACGCUGCGGGACAAAUGCCCCCCCGAUCCACUGUUGGCAUCCGUGGAGCAGGUCGACCUGAUCACCGAGAUCCUCGAUCAUGCGAUCCCGACCGGCCAAGACGAUCUGUCAGCGUGGACCCUCUUCGAGAGCAAUUUCGUGCUGCUGGCCUUGCUGCAGUACAAAAGUACGACGCCGUGCUACCAAGACAUCAUGUUGGACUCUAAAUGUUUCCUCGGGCUGUACUCGCCGCCAGCUGAAACUUCGCCGACCCUAGGAGAACUGGACACCGAGCGAGCGAAGGAGGCGAUCCGGAAAUGUCUCACGGCGAUUUCAAAUCGAUUGGAUGCUCUAAUCGUCAGUCUCACUCAAGAACAGAAGGAGCGGUUCGGCACGGUUCGGCUGGAAAUCGUAAAGCUCAUCGCUGCGAUGGUUUCGUGCGCCGACGAGCCUAGCCUGCUGGCCAUACGGGAUCUCAAGGUACUGCCCAUCGUUCUCGAGCUCUUCUUCAAUUAUCCACUCUGUAGCCAGCUGCACAACCAAGUCGACUCGAUAGUGCAAGCUAUUUGUACUCCGCCCAAGAGUCAACCAGGGGACAGUCCCGGUAACGACGACUCGACAACGUCGGGCGUAGCUGGGAGCGCGGAAGUGGCGCCGCCAGCCAAACACGUAUUAUUUGAUCAAUUGUUUUCCGAAUGCAAUUUGUUAGAAAAAAUUGUCCAGAAUUAUAACACGGUCCCGAAGGACCAGAAAGGUUACAACGGACACUUGAGAUUGAUGGCGAAUUACAUUGAGGCGAUGAGUGAGAAUUCUUAUAAAGAGUAUUAUGAGCAACUGAUGGACGGUCUCAGCCCAGAUUUCAAGCAAAGCUGGUCGAGCUUCAAGGAAACUCUAGAAAAUGUCAAUAACGUCUAUAACAAAACCGUUUGUCCGAUGAAUAAUGCCGCCUCCUGCUCGGAAGGAGACGAUCCCGAGGAUCUCCGGGACAUGGGGGUCCCGUCCGCAGAAGCGAUAGCCUCGGCUCAGCAGGCUCUGAACGACUACCAAAUGAACAUGCUAACUGCCUGCUCAAUCGACAAAUUCGGUUUCGAGGAUGACGAAUUCACCGAUGUAGAUAUUCCCGGCAUCACAAACGUCGCUUCUCCGCCAAUCGAGGAUCAUUCAUCGGAUGAGGAAGAUUCAGGAGGAGAGAAUUGCGAUCCGUGGAAUAAAAUGGAUGAAGGCUUCAAUCCUUGGAACCUCGCCGGCUCGUCGGGAGGUGACGAAACUCGAGACGACUGGGCAGACUUCGGCUCAUUGAAGACAGAGCUCGGUGGUGGCUCUAGUGCUGAGGCAUCGAGCCCCUCGGGUUUCGCCGAACAGAACGACGCCUCCGAUGAGAACUGGGCGGAUUUCGCGUCCUACAAGCAGAAUGUCCCCGCAGCUCCCGACGGAGCAAACGAUCUACCACAACAACAAGCACAGCCGCCGCAGCAGCAGCCGCAGCAGCAAGGGAGUGACGAUGAGUUUUGAAGAAUGUAUCAGAGAGCAGAAUCGCGUGGAACAGGAUCGAACCCGAAUCAAGACUGGAGGAUCAGACUAGAGUUGCUGUAUAUUGAAAUAUGUAGGUGCUGUCCUGGUGCU